AUGAUUAAUGUAGAUACGAUUGCAAAGAUAUUCUAUAAUGCUAGUGAUAUUAAUGAUGAUAAGUAUAAAGCAUUGGUCAAUAUGAUGAUGGAAACAAACGAUUGUCAAGAAUCGGUAAAGGCAACGAAUGAGAUAACUAUUUAUUAUGCCAAGGAAAUGAAUAUCUGGACGAUUGGAUAUAAAAUAAUUGAAGGAUUGUGUUUAUUUUUCAAUUUACUUGCUAUUAGUAGUAUGAUCCCUGAGAAGAGUGAAGACGAGAUAAUAGCAGGACUGAACAAGAUAAAUAUAGCUGAUAUAAGAGCUCUGGAUGUUUUGAUAAGUCGUAUUGAGAAAAAAGAAGCGAAGGCGAAUAUGUUGAAUAAAAUAAAGAUCGAUGGUCUUCUUAUUCAUAUACUGAUGAGUAAAUCUAAUAGAGAACGGAGAAAAAUACUGGAAAAACUUGAUAAACAAUUACUUAAGAAAAUAAAUGAUGAAAUUGAUGUAUUUAUAAUUGCACGGAUCGAGGAUGCAUACAAUAGUUAUAUAGGUGGCUGA
Molecule: messenger RNA, 534 nt
Organism: Ordospora colligata OC4
Lineage: Eukaryota; Fungi; Microsporidia; Ordosporidae
Exons: 1
Coding region: 1-534 (177 amino acids)
Source: RefSeq, a predicted model, not a curated record